AUGGGCCGAGAGGCCAGCGUGUGCACACGCCGCUCUCGCCUCAAUUUACCACGGCGAGUUUCGGAUUCGGACUACCUGCGUCUGCAUCUGCGUCUGUGUCUGUACCCGCCAGCUGGCCGCCGCCGUCCCGCCCACUUUGGACGCUUCAGCACGCCUUGGCUGGAUGUUGCGGCGCGAGCUUGCGACGACUUGGCUCAGCCACGCAUUGAGGCCGAUUCCCCGGGGAAGAUGCCGCUCACAAAGGAUGUCAUCAAGUUUGGGACCUUUGUGGUUACAAGUCAGGUGUUCCACGUAACACGCCUGUCCUUUGCCAUAGUCAAUCUGAAGCCCCUCCUGCCCGGCCAUGUCCUCGUAUCACCGCGCCGAGUCGUGCCACGCUUCAACGACUUGUCCGCAGCAGAGGUCCAAGAUCUCUUUCUGACCGCCCAGCGCGUCUCGCGCAUGGUUGAGCGUGUGUUUGAUGCCUCAUCGCUGAACAUUGCGAUUCAAGACGGCGUAGACGCGGGACAGAGCGUGCCUCAUGUGCACGCGCACAUUAUCCCUCGCAAAAAGGCCGAUCUGGAAGAGAAGGGCGGCACCGAUGCCAUAUACACCAUGUUGGAGAGCGAGGAUGGUGAUUUGAACAAACACCUCAAGGAGAAGAAGCGAGCUGCCAGCACAGACGGAGCUGAAGACAAGAAGAGGUCUCGCUUCCCGGCUGUCGACAACGAGAGUCGCAAGCCCAGGAGCGAUGAGGAGAUGCAAAAGGAAGCUGAAUGGCUGGCACAGGAGAUGGACAAGGAUGAACAGGCAGCAGGCAGCAACGGGGACGACUGACUGCCACCACGGUAGCCUAUUAUUUGUAGUCGCCUUCAUCAAAUACCGUACCUUCCACAACA
Pyrenophora tritici-repentis Pt-1C-BFP is the source of this 878-nucleotide messenger RNA. Its product is annotated as HIT family hydrolase. Gene Ontology annotation, molecular function: catalytic activity. NCBI's taxonomy places the organism in Eukaryota, Fungi, Ascomycota, Dothideomycetes, Pleosporales, Pleosporaceae. The record is from RefSeq and is a predicted model, not a curated record.